AUGUCAACAACAGUAUUUGUUUCUGGAGCCACGGGCUACAUUGCACUGCAUCUUGUCAAACAACUCCUUAAAGCAAAUUAUAGAGUGAUUGGCUCAGUCCGUUCUGAAGAGAAAGGUCAAACAUUAAAGUCUAGUUUGGAAAGCAUCAAUAUUCCAACAAAAGAUUUUUCUUUUGUUGUUGUCAAAGAUAUAGCAGCCAAGGGUGCAUUCGACAAGGCCUUGCAACAGUAUGCAGACUCUAUAAAUGUUUUCUUGCAUACAGCAUCACCAGUGCAAUUCAACGUUAAAGAUGUCAAAAAGGACUUACUUGAUCCUGCAGUGGAAGGUACUACAAAUGCAUUAAACGCAAUCAAGAAAUACGGCAAAAACAUCAAGCGGGUUGUAGUGACGUCAUCAAUUUCUGCUGUUGGUACUUGGGGAGUUGAGUUGGGACCUGAUGUCAUAUUUGAUGAAAAAGCAUGGAAUCCAAUUACUUGGGAGAAAGCAUUAAAAGAUCCUCAACUGGGCUACAACGGUGCAAAAACAUUUGCCGAGAAAUGUGUUUGGGAUUUCGUAAAGAAGGAAAAGCCUCAAUUCACUGUGGCUACUAUAUGUCCUGGUAUGGUAUUUGGUCCUCAAGCAUUCCCCAUCAAUAACCGAAAAGAGUUGAACUAUUCCGCUGAGGCAAUCAACAAGUUGUUGAAAUUGAAGCCGGACGAUAAGGUCCCCAGUGGUGAAGGUAUGUACGUUGACGUACGAGAUGUGGCCAAGGCUCACAUCAAGGCUUUUGAAACCCAGGAGGCGCAAGGUGAAAGAUUAAUUUUAAUUUCUGGAAAGUAUAAUAAUCAAGAGGUUAUGAACAUUAUCAGAGAAGACUUUGACACAUUGGACCAAAUUUUACCAAAGGGUAAUCCAGAAGAUGCAAAGAAAUAUUCACCAAGGUUGGACAGAUGGCAUAAUGAAAAGACAAGAGCAAUAUUAGGGUUUGAUUUUAUUGGCUUAAAACAAUCCGUGGAUGACUCAGUUGGUCAAAUACUAAACGAUGAGGUGGAUUGA
Lodderomyces elongisporus is the source of this 1035-nucleotide messenger RNA. Its product is annotated as SDR family oxidoreductase. The transcript has a single exon. The record is from RefSeq and is a predicted model, not a curated record. The coding region runs from base 1 to 1035 and encodes 344 amino acids. Gene Ontology annotation, molecular function: oxidoreductase activity, acting on the CH-OH group of donors, NAD or NADP as acceptor. NCBI's taxonomy places the organism in Eukaryota, Fungi, Ascomycota, Pichiomycetes, Serinales, Debaryomycetaceae.